CCCCUGUCGACACAUGGUCACCACACGCACGCACGUCAACAACACACAGCAAUGUUCGCAGUGGCAGCAGCAGCAUCUUGUGAGCGCCGCCCCAGUGGCGAUGCGCAAGCGACAAAGGCACCAUCCUCAGCGGAUUCCAUGAGUGAAGACACCAUGCCAGCCCCACCGCAGCUGACGGCAACAGAGGUCAUGGUGCUCCAAAGAGCCGCCAUGAUUUUGCGGAAGAAAUACUCCGCUGCUCGCAAAGGACUUGACGUUGAGACAUCCCUUCGUGAUUUCGGUUCUGACGCGCUGUUGCAUUUGCAAGAACAAGUCAUACAUAUCGCCGUCUUAUUCCCAGACGUUGAAAUUGUAGUGGACGCGCUGAGUCCGCCCACGACCGACAUACAUGAGAUAUUUUCAGCGCGGGACGCUGUAAGACUGCGAUUGUUCAAAUGCACACCUCCCAAGCUGGAGACAUCUGCGCUCAACAAGCGGCUGAACCUUGUGCGGACCGUGGCACCAAGCACAGCUUCAAAGAAAGAGCUGAACAAGCAGGGGAGAGAGGGGGGUGUGGAUAGCACCUUCCCUUACUUUAUCUCCAUCGACUCGUCGACCUUCGCGGUUACCUCACAACUCGCCAAGCAGCUUGACAUGGCCACAGCAACACAUGGCGACGGGACCUCUGGCUUUGAAGACAUCAGCACGGACGAAUACAAAGAGUGGAUCCAAUACCAAAUGGUGGUGUGCAUUCACAAUUACUUCAAUCGCAAGAAGCUGCACAGCCGCAUGAUGGUCAUCGCCAACGCGCCUGUCUCGAACACGCAGCAGUACAAGAUUGACGCUGCGUUUCGUCCGACCGUGUGCGAGCUGCACCACAACUUUCUGCCUCUUAUCAUUGAGUUGGAGCAGCAGCGUGCACAGCGAGCGGAAGCACAGGAGCAAUUGCGCGAACACGCAUUGCACGCAAUCAAGUGCGUUCCCCGCUGGGAGUCUGUGAUCAAGGGGCUGAUGUACCCCAUCGGCAUCGCCGUCGCCGGGAACUGUGUUGAUGUGUAUGGUUUCGUCCUUGGACACAAGACGUUCGCUGGUGGCCAGAAGAUGCCAGUCAUCAACACCAUCACCCUAACAUCCACCACGCUGUCCAAGUUCUCCCGUGUGCUGGAUGUGCUCUUGUCUGAGCCCCUGCUGGCCUACUACGACUCGCUCUACGCUCGAUGCUUUGGAGCCCCUGCCACCACCUCUCCGCCACCGCCGCCAUCUACCCAGGGCGAUAUCCCACCUGCUCUUGUUGAGCGCAUUCACUUGAGCGACCAUCGCCCCGACGAACCACAGCAGCCACAGCAGCACCAGCACCAGCAGCCACAGCAGCACCAGCAGCACCAGCAACUACAGCAGCAGCAGCAGCCACAGCACCAUCAGCAGCAGAAAGAUGAGGUCAUCUUGGCCAACAUGCGCGUGUUCUUCGAGUUUGAAGAAAUCAAUGCAGACGUAAAGAUUAUUGACGACACUGUGGUGAAGCGUGUGCCUGACGACCACAACAUCGACCGCAUUCGUCUUAUGUGGCGCAUCCUGCACCCACGUCACCCGAUUCGCGUCAUCAACAGCAACACCAUCGUCAUGCCCUUCCUCGGCAGCGGCAAGUUCACCACGCCAGAGCAGCUGUUGUGUGUGGCAGAGCAGCUUCUGCGGUUGUGUUUCCACUCACUUUCCCACGCCGAUGUGCGGAAGGAAAACAUAGCGGUGAGGAACGCUAAAGUCGCGUUCCUCAUUGACGUUGAGGAUUUUGGAACGCACACGCCGGACGGGUUCAACUGUUGUCUGCUGGAACGCCAUCCUGACUUGUUUUGUCGCUCGGGCAGGGACCGGCUGCCGUUCAAAAGCAUCCACGACUUUUACUCACUGGCCAUGGCAUGGGCUCGCCCCGACUUUGGCGAGAGGUUUGAUGUCCUGAGAACGUGUGAUCGGUUUGAGGAUGCGUGCCGGCGACUUGUUGAGUGGCUGCAGCAGAAGAAGCGUGACAUGGCGCAUGAGAGCGAUGGGAACGCCGAUGACGGUGACCAGGGAAACGCUGAUGAUGAUGAUGAUGAUGAUGAUGAGGAGGAGGAGGAGGAGCAGCAGCAGCAGCAGCAGCAGGAGGGGGAGGAGGAAGGCCGUGAGGUGGGCGUAAAGAAGAAGCUGAAGAUCCUCAACAAGCUCAUCGAAGGAAUGCAGAACGCUACCAUUCUUUGACCUGUGUUGGUGCAACCACCCUUGCCUUCUUUUAUGGUGGUGGCGGUGACAGGGGAUGAUGAUGACGGUAGUGGUGGUUGAGGUGGUGGUUGAGGUGGUGAAAUUGCUGUGUCUGGUGUUUUGUCUGCUGUUGCUGUUGCUAAUUUGCUUGUUGUGGUGGGCCAGGCCUCCUUGUGAUACUUGUUGUGCGUGCUAUGAUGGUGUGACUUCCAUGAAGCUAAAUAUGGUAUGCGUCUAUCCCGUGCAUAAAAGAGUGACGUGACAUAUGGCAUGACAUGACAUGACACGACACGCC
This is a messenger RNA of Salpingoeca rosetta, 2506 nucleotides long. RefSeq lists its product as uncharacterized. The transcript has 7 exons. Bases 52 to 2211 code for a protein of 719 amino acids. NCBI's taxonomy places the organism in Eukaryota, Choanoflagellata, Craspedida, Salpingoecidae. The record is from RefSeq and is a predicted model, not a curated record.